Messenger RNA from Synchiropus splendidus (mandarinfish), 4460 nucleotides. RefSeq names its product neuronal tyrosine-phosphorylated phosphoinositide-3-kinase adaptor 2b (gene nyap2b). Lineage: Eukaryota; Metazoa; Chordata; Actinopteri; Syngnathiformes; Callionymidae. The coding region runs from base 816 to 4007 and encodes 1063 amino acids. Gene Ontology annotation, biological process: phosphatidylinositol 3-kinase/protein kinase B signal transduction; neuron projection morphogenesis. The transcript has 7 exons. The record is from RefSeq and is a predicted model, not a curated record.
CUGACAGAGAGAGCUCUCCAUGGUGCUGGAAGGGGAAAAACAUCCUUCAGAUACAGUGAAGCGGCAGCGGCAGGAAAAGCAGACGAGACACUCAGGAGGGAUAAAAGCACACACUGCAGGGAGAUGGACGAGGUACUUAAAAAUCUCAUGGCGGGGAAGUAGUGUCAGGCUAAGGAGUGGAAGAUGAGAGGAGCUGACGUUGUAGUGGAAGGUGGCUACAGUAAGCAGUGGGCGUGUUCUUGCUGUGAUCUGUAGUUGGGAAGCCCGGUGUCAUCUGCUUAAGCGCCGAGUGACUGUACAGACCGGCGUGGACGAGCAGGACAGAGAAAGAGUCGGCACGGAAUGAUUCACCGAACACACUGUGGAUGAGGAACCCUUGCACGCAUUUUGGACUUGUUUUGGAGGAAAUAUUCAACGGGUGGAGUGAUGGAGGAGACUGCACGCUGAAGUGUCGAUUCAAGUCUGACUUCGGUGGCGUUGCCUUCUGCUCAGAAUUUCCACUUCUAAAAUGAGCUGAUGCGUGGCGCAGGAAGUGGAAGCGGGAGCUCGGAAGAUUCAAGAUCGGAGGGACUUGCAUCCCCAGGGAGAACCGAACUGGGCAUUCAAUGGCACCGGUUUCGAACAGCCUAAUCCCGGGUCACAGGUGCUCUGAUUUCUAGCAUGCUAAUCUUUACCAUGGAUGAAGGUGUCUGGGGAUUUAUGCGGAAAAGUGAACCGGUGCUCCAGCAAAGGUCAGAGUUCACAAGCGGGAGCCGUCAGGAGAAGACCGAAGACACAUUGGCAGGGACACAGCACUAUUUUGAUCAACCUGAAGAAUGAAGAGCUCUCGAGAAGAGGAAACGCUUCGUUUUUUCCAGUAUGUCGAGGAGAAUGGGCUACGAGCCUAUAAUGGCCUUGUAACUCAGAACUUGGACCACGCCAGGAAUGAGAAAAACAAGUUAUUCCUGCUGGAGAAAAACGACAAGAAGAGAAAACAAGAGGAAGCAAUAAAACGGACGGGUGAGGACAUAGCUAUUGAAGGCAAGCACCUACGUAUGGGUUCCAUCACCAUGCCGGACCCGCAGGAACGCAUGCCCAUACCGCACCCGCACGCUCUGGCUUGUGGGCAGGGCUUCUCCGUACGCUCCCAGUCCCUCCACUCCGUGGGUGGUGGGAACAGUGGGGGAGGAGAGGAGGAGGUGGGAAGUCCAACCUCGAGGAAGCAACCUCCACCCAAGCCCAGGAGGGACCCGGCCACCAAGCUGAGCAUGUCGUCUGAGGCGGUGGACCACAGUCCCGUGUCCACCUGCCGAGGGGAGAGAUGUGAUGCUCAAGAUUGCAGCGAGGACUGCAGGAGGGUGCCGCCGCCCAAACCCAAAAGGAACCCCAACACACAGCUCAGUGUUUCCUUCGAUGAGUCCUACAUCAAGACCCACGGAGGCCCACCAAAACCUCUUCACCACGUCACAUCACCCCUUGAACGCAACUCCUCUCCGCCGCAAAGUGACGAGAGCCCGACGGACGACUGUGAAGAUGAGCCCGUCUACAUAGAGAUGGGCGGCAUCGACGUCGGCUCCAGGGAAAUUUUAAAGAGUGAGGACGAAGAGCCGGGAGAGUCUGUGUAUGAAGAGAUGAAGUACCCAGCGCUCGACGACAUGGAGUACCGGACUGACCCUGUUGGAUGUCGCUCGGCGUGCCCCACUCCUGCACCAUACGACCCUGAACCUCUGAGCCGUUGCUCCACGCCUCGAAACAUUCCUCUCUGCGACAUUCCGGCACCUUUUCCAAAUUUGCUCACGCACCGACCUCCACUGCUGGUCUUCCCUCCAGCACCUGCUCAGUGCUCGCCCAACUCAGACGAGUCACCCCUCACCCCUCUAGAUGUCACCAAACUUCCCAUGCUGGAGAACCAAUCAUACAGCAAGUCCCCCACUUCUUCAAAUGAGCCCCCGAGUUCAGCACACCUCCGCAGGGAGCUCACCGCCACCCCGACCCUAACUGUCUCCGGACGCUCCUCAGCUCCCCCUUUACCCUGCACACUCUACAAAUCUUCCUCAUCCUCAUCAUAUCAGCGCAGCCACUCCGCUUGCCCGUCGCCGGUCAGCAUGGGACGUUGUCUCACCCCGUUGAGCCUUAUGCGCACACCUCCAUUCGAUGCUUCGAUGCCAUUCCCUGGAGGUCUACCCCGGAGUGCCUCUGCCACACCGCACGGGAAAGGUUCCCCACCCCAUGACGGUGUGGGACGUCUACACGGGUCAAUGCAGAAUGUGUCAACUGGACGUUCACGAACACCCACCAGUCCACUGGACGAACUGACCAAUCUGUUCACAACAGGCAGGAACAUGUUGAAGAAAAACAGCAGUGGACGGAAAUCCAAAGAGCCUGGAGAGACUGAAGCCAAAAGCAAGUCUCACAGUGAGUCAAGGCGCGAAGGCAAAGACCGCCACAGUCACAGCCACAGCAAGGAGUCGAAGCGGGAGUCAAAGGAUCGGCACAGCAAGGAGUCCUCGCACCGCAGGGACAGAGAAAAAGACAAGGAGCGAUCCGGCACUGCAGAGUCACUCUCUCACAGGCGUAACAGCAAAGAACAGAAGGGUGACAUAGAAGGGCCGUCUCUCCGGAAGGAAAGCAGGGACCAGGGAUGCGGCGGCGUGGAACCCAUCCUUGUGAGGCGGGAUUCAAAGGACAGGAGCUCAGCAGAUCCCAUCCCAUUGGCAAGGAGAGACUCUAAGGACAGAGGGAUUAGCAACGGGGAGCUGAUGCCGAGGAGAGAUAGCAAGGACAGAACAGGUCACGGUAUGGAGCCUUUGCUGAAACAAGACAGCAAAGACAGACUUCUGGAUCAACCCCCGGAGCUGUUGCCGAGACAAGAGAGCAGAGAGAGGUCCCGGAAUGGUUUAGAAAACAGACAUGAUAGCAGGGAGAGGCUUCUGGAGCAGCCGCCAGAACUUAUACCUCGGCAGGACAGUAAAGAGAGAGUCAGGAAUGGCUUGGACUCAAAACAUGAAAGCAGAGACAGACCUCCGGAGCUUCUCCCCCGGCAAGAUAGCAAGGACAGAGCGAGGGCUGGGGUGGAAUUUAGGUACGAUAGUAAAGAGCAUCACCCCGACUUACUGCCCAGGCAGGACAGCAAAGAAAGAGCCAGGAAUGAAAGCGAGCACAGGCAUAACGGGAGGAUAGACCAACCCCCAGAGAUCAUUCCCAGGCAAGAAACAUCCAGGAGCAGCAAGGACAGGGGAGGAUUUAUCUCUGAGUCCAAGCAUGACGGAAGAGAUCGAAGCAGCGGGGACCACCCUCCUCCACUGCUCCCCAGGCAGGAUAGUAAAGACCUGAGUCGUACAGGUCUGGAAGUCCGGAGAGACAGUAAAGACCGAAGCCUUAACGGCUCUGAUAAUCAUCACUACGAUGUCAAAAACACCAGAAGCCCAACCGCGAAGGAGUACGCAGGUGAUAAAGAGCGAGGAUACCGGUCUGACGGCACGCCCCGUCGAGACAAGAAGCCAAGCUUCAGCACAGACCAAUCAAAAACGCAUGACAGAAACGGAAGCACAGUGUCAGGCCACCAUUCUUCUACCACAACGCCUACGCACCACAGAUCUUCCGGCAGUCCUCCGAUGACUGUGGGAGCUGGAAGUGAUUUGAAAACAGCACCAAAGUAUGUUCGCUCGCCUUCAAUGCCAGCCAAUCCGUCCCCGAAGGGAACACCACAAAGAAGAGCUACAGAAUCACAUCACAGCCAGAUGCCUCAGAUGCCCUGGAUGUGCGGCGACACAACCAUGUUGGAGCAGAUUGAGAGGAAGCGCACCCUCUGCAUGGAGAUAUGCUCCAGACAACAUCCCCACCUGCAGAAAUUCCAGGAGAGGCCUUCUCCGACAGACAAGCAUGAAGAGCGACAGCAGGAGAGGAGCCAGUGCAAGCUGGAGAGCGCCGCCGUGCUCCCACCUUGGAGCAAGAACAGCGGGGCCAAGAAGAUCCGACCUCCUCCUUACCCCACGCAGAAAACCGUAUUUUGGGACACAGCUAUCUAACACGUCUUCAGCACCCUGCCACAGAAUCCGAAAAAAUCAUGCUCCCCUUGCCCCGUUUUUUUUGUCAGCACAAGAGGGGGCGACGCUCGCUGAUGUCAAAGGACAAUGGUGGUGACCAUAGCAAUAUAUCUGCUUGUUCAGGUGUUCAUGUUUUCUUAUCAUUGCUGGUGAUAUUUGAUAUUUUUAUAUUUCCCGUGACUGGAUUCUUGUAAUAUAAUUAGUAGAAUAGAUAUUUGAUGAAUAGAUAUUUUCUAAAUCACAUGGGAAUUACAAGCAGCAUAAAUGAUGUAUAGUAGACGUAGAUUCAAUCUAAUGUAUUUCUUUGGGUUUAUUUAGCAUCACCAAUCAAAUACAAGUCCUGUAGCAUACUUCUAAAAAAAAAAAAAAAAAAAAAAAAAAAAACUCGCCACGCCAACGUCACAUAAACCGACAGUGUAUUCCGUGUGACAUUUU